UCCUACUAAUGCUUUACACCAUCUUUGCAUCAGAGGGCCACCUGCACCAUUAAGAUCAAGAUCAGGCACACGUGUGUCAGUCUGUUUUGCUGAAAUGGAAUGUGUAUGCUGAGGAGGAGAACCAGGUUUGAACAGUGUGGCACACUUUUUCUGAAACUCACAUGCUCUAUGACUGGACAGGACACUCAUGAGGAAUGCAAAAGAAAUAGUUUUCCACAAAGUCACAGAUGAAAUUAAACUGUAAAGGUUCUGACCAGACAGAAAAUACCAGAGGAAAUAGAAAAGACAAUAAACUGGAGGAGUGAAAAUACCAGCUUGACAAUUACAGUUCAUUUAGCAAACAAGAAGAGGAAGAGACAACUAGAGCCAGAUACUACCAAAGGUACCAUAAUCACCAUAUCACCGCCAAAAUGUCCUUCCCCACGAGCCACAAGACAGUGUUUGUGAUGGACCACACCCUGACAGCCUCCUCUGGGGUGAAGCUUGAGAUGGACAGCUUCAGCAAGUGUCGCAGUGGCAGCAGCAGCAAUGGAGGGGCUGGCCCAGUACACCUCCAGCCCAUGAACCUCAUCCCACUGCGUCCUGUCACCAAGUCACUCUGGACCUGUGCUGUGGAAGCCAUCACAGAGUAUUGCAGGAUUGUGUGGGAUAUAUUCCCUGGAUCCAGGUUAAUACGCUUUGUUGCUGUCGAUAAAACUGCCCACAAACUGUCAUCUUGGACCCCUGAAGAUCAAAAUUUGGCCAAUCUCAUGAAUGCUUUUAUGAUGCUUGGGCCAGCAAGGGCCAUUGGUCCUGGCAAACUGGAUCUCUUCAAGGGGCUCAGGACAGCCAUAGAGAUCUUGAUGGAACCUUCAGCUGUCCAGCAUGAGAAACGAACCUCCCUCACCGAAAGUGCCACUAAAGUUCUCAACAAAGGGAGAAUUAUUCUUGUUACAAAAAUUGACACAGAAGACGACGUUAAGACAUUAAAAGACAAGUUUCAUGACACACUUUUAUACUUGAACAAAGUGGCUGCAGCAACAGACAAUUUGAUGGCCAUUAAUCACUGUGAUCUGGUCCUCCUCAACCUGUGGCCCGAUGGUCCCGUGUGUCCCAUGCCUUGGCGGUCAUGGCCUGACGUGUCCACCAUCAUGUCCUGUGAAUUUACUAACCUCCAGGGUGGUGUCUCACUUGCACCAAAACUCUGCAACCUAGUAUUGAAACAUUAUGAUCUUGCCUCCACCACAGUCACUGGAAUACCUAUGAAGGAGGAGCAGAAUGCCAGCUCUUCAGCAAACUAUGAUGUUGAGCUAUUCCAUCCAGCUGCUGCUCAUGCUGCAAUCCUGAAGGGCAUACCAACAGAGACUGCCCACCUCAAGACCUAUCGUGAGGGUGCAGACUACGAGACAGUAACACUGAAGUGGUGCACCCCUCGCAGCAAUGCCAACAUAGAGCUCCAGCACUGCUCCUCAGCCUACCGCAUCACUUCCGUUGAUGUGAACAGCCGUCCUUCGUCCUGUUUGACAAACUUUCUACUAAAUGGCCGCUGGGUCAUGUUGGAAAUGCCACGCAAGUCUGGGAGUAAAGUUAUAUCACACAUGCUGGCUUGUCAUGGAGGGGACAUUUACAUCCACACAAUGUACACAUCUCGCAGCAUCUUGGAAGACCCUCCUUCCAUUAGUGAAGGGUGUGGAGGCCGGGUUACUGACUACAGAAUUCCUGACUUUGGAGAAUUCUUAAAAGCAAACAAACUGGCACCAUACCCAGCUUCUGCCCUGAGCAGUGAUGACAGUGCUGUGUCCACACCUUUGGUGAAGAGUAGAGAGCAGCUAAGCAGACACACCAAGUAUUGGCCCAUCACCCUUUCUACCACUUCACUCUUCACAUUGGGUCAGCAGGUUGAGCCACUCACUACAUUGAUGGUGAAGAGCACUCUUACAGAUGAUGAAGUUGUUGAGUGCAAGCAAGUGAUUCUGUGCCUGAUGAGCAUGGAAGCUCGUGGCGAUCCUCUUCCCUCCCCCAUGGCUGGCCGGGGUGGCAAGGGCAUGAAGCGAGAGGACCAGUACAGGGCUGUGUGGGCCGAGUUGGAGCAGUACCUGCAGGUGCACUUACACUCAGCAGCUCAUGAAAAAGUAUUGAAAUGUUUCAUGGACUGUCACAACAAGGUAUCAACACCAGAGUACAAAGGGGAUGAGAAGGUGGACAUAGACCAAGCCUUGAAGGAAUUGGAUGACUACAACUUCAUGACAGAAAGAGAGAAGCAAGAAUUCAAUAUGGGGGGAAUGAAGCACGUCCCUUCAGACCUUCCCCUGCCAGAGAGUAAGCGACGCCGCAGUGCCCCGCCGCCACUCACCCCCAUGGGACGCAGCAGUGGAGUCAGCUUGCUCACACUGUGGGAGAACAAGGUAUCCUCAGAACAGUCUCGGCGCUGCCUUGAGUUUCAGGGCCGGUUACGAGCAGAGGGAAAUGUCACCAAGCUCUAUGUCAACCUUCAGAAAGAUAAAGAUAAGGAUGAUGGUGGACCAAGGAAAAAAAAUUGAGCUGAGAUAGGAGUUCUGGAGGGAGAAGAUGGAGGAUAGCAGACCACUGCCAAAUGGUUUAUCCACACCCUGCACAUCGUUCCACCACUCUUCAGACACCUGUGGAAGCACCAGCAAGGCAUUAGUCAUUGAAAACUCUUAAAUUUUCAAGGUAUUUCAUGGGAGGGUGGGGAGGAUGUUAUGUAUGUGAGAUGAUGCUGUGGGGGAGAGAGAGAGAGAGAGAGAGAGAGAGAGAGUACAUAUUACAAGUGAUACCUCAUCAUAACAGACUUUGCAGUAACAGAUUUCACUAAAUAAUGGACUAGUUACAUAUUGGACAAAUUUUUUUGACUAAUGGCAAUAAAAGGAGAAAAAGCAAUUUUUUUUCUAGGUAUCAUUGUUUUCUGUGUUUACACAGCUAAAUACAUGUAUGACACAAUAAACAAGCCAAAAAACUCUAAGAAAAAAUGAAGUGAGUAGAGAAGUGAGAAGAAAUGACACCAUGUCCUUUGCAGUAAGUGAAUGUCAACAACACAUCUGCUCCUCCAAUCGAGCAUUCUCUUCCUAGAAUCACUUGUUACGUUGUAAAUUACUGCCUUAGACUGGCUGUGAAAGUGGCCAUAUGGUGAGGUUGCAGCAGGUUGAUAGCCAGACUGUGUGUGUGAGGGCAGGUCAGACCUGAUUGACGAGUCUAGUCAGAUGGACUUAUCGGGUAGGUCACACUUCCCCACUUUAGGAUGCAGGAAGACGUCUCUACUACAGGAAACGUGCCUUGCUUUUUACCUCAACAAUGAUGUGAAACAAAAAUCAAAAUUUUGGAAACAUCAAUUUAUUUAUAUAUAUAGGAACAGAGGGGGAGAAAGAAAGAAGUUAAGGAGGUGAAAUGGGAUUAGAGAGAGAGGGCAAGCACAUGAUCUAUAGACAGGUAACAAUCGUGGGGGAAUUCUGGUGAAGCCCAGUUCUACAUCUAGACAGCCAGUUUGCAUUUGUGCACGUAUUAAGUUGGUUGGUUGUUUUUGCAUGUGCACACUGAUACAAUUUUUUCAGGUCAUUUUUGUGCUUAAGAAUUUUAUUACUGUACAAUAAUAAGGUGGUUUAAAAGUUCAAAAUAUCUUUUACAUUUUUAAAAGAAUGAAUAAGUGAAGAAAAAAGGGAAAAGGAGCAAGUACAAACCUUUCGACAGACAACUUGUAAUAACGGACACCCCUCACCCCCAAAGGGUUUGUUAUAGUGAGGUACAACUGUAAUUUAUGUGGAAGGCAGUGGCAAGUGACUGGUUUGUAAACAUACUGUGGGGAACAUACUUUGGGGCUGUGGGCUAGAGAGAGAGAGAGAGAGAGAGAGAGAGAGAGAGAGAGAGAGAGAGAGAGAUGGGGGAUAGGUUGGCAUGAUUAAGCAGGUAAUUGUACUUACUUGUAUUGAAUCUGGAUCACCUCUGUAGGGGCUUGGAAUGAUGUUAGUGUCAGGAACUGGGACCAAUUGGGUAAACACAUUCACUGACACAUUAUGCUUGACGUUGUUAAGAUACAGCUGUGUCACUGCAAACCAGCUGGAAAAAUUUUUAAGUUCAAUGUUACCCAAUAUGUAACAAAUUUAAGGAAAAUUAUGUUGUACAUUUUGUAAGCUCAAAAGCAAGCAAUUUUAACUUAUUCCAUAUUUUUUAAAAUUAUCCACUUAUCAUCACUUACACCAUGAUCCCAUCAUAAAAAAAAAAAAAAAAAAGGAUUUUGAGAAUCUAACCUGUUUGGGAUAGUCUCCACAAAGAAGUCAAUGCCAAUGAACACACUCUGGGUAGGUCCCAGGUCCCCAGUGAAGCGUGCCUCAGCCUCACAAUCCUGUUGGAAAAAUAUAAUCAUACAGUUUAAUAAAAUCUCAAGUAUUA
Portunus trituberculatus (swimming crab) is the source of this 4380-nucleotide messenger RNA. RefSeq names its product integrator complex subunit 13-like (gene asun). The record is from RefSeq and is a predicted model, not a curated record. The transcript has 4 exons. Gene Ontology annotation, cellular component: integrator complex. Bases 411 to 2519 code for a protein of 702 amino acids. Lineage: Eukaryota; Metazoa; Arthropoda; Malacostraca; Decapoda; Portunidae. Gene Ontology annotation, biological process: regulation of mitotic cell cycle; centrosome localization.